This is a messenger RNA of Aspergillus tanneri, 651 nucleotides long. RefSeq names its product CSN8/PSMD8/EIF3K family protein. Bases 1 to 651 code for a protein of 216 amino acids. Gene Ontology annotation, biological process: protein deneddylation; COP9 signalosome assembly. Gene Ontology annotation, cellular component: COP9 signalosome. The transcript is spliced from 3 exons. Lineage: Eukaryota; Fungi; Ascomycota; Eurotiomycetes; Eurotiales; Aspergillaceae. The record is from RefSeq and is a predicted model, not a curated record.
AUGGACCUACCUCCGCUUUCGACGGAACGAAUCUCCACAAUACUCUCAUCUGCUCCCUCUCACUCCGAGCUCUAUGACAUUCUAUCCCAAUAUGAAGGCGAAGCUUUGCUACUCUCGUCGAAGAAGGGCGAGAAACCUCUCUUUCUCAGCCUAUUCUACUCGACCUUCUUUUUUUCCCACCUUUUAACAGAUCAACUAUACGAAGCCCGUGCAUUGACACAGCGAGUGCCACAGAGUGUUUCCCAAAAUGAUCCUUCCCUACAGAACUGCUCGGUUGUACUACGGGCCGUAUGGCAGAGGAACUAUGAGCAGGUCUACAAAGCGUUGAGGGAGCUACCGUGGUCAGAGCAACUGAAGCCCAUCGUAUCGAAAUAUGACGCCCAUUUCCAAGAAAAGACCUUCAAGGAAGUAAGCCGGGCUUACGAGGCGAUCAGACCCGCAGCGGCGGCCAGUUACCUUGGCCUUGAUCCGGACUUGGCAGAGCAGGGUGAUCCAGCCAUCAUCCAAAAGUUUACAGCCCGUGAGUGGAAGUGGGAUAAAGAGACAAAGCUUCUUCAUCCGAAACCUAUCCCGGUGGUCCCAGAAACAACGGGAGAUCCCUCCCAAGGGUUGGACCAGAUCAUGGCCUUGAUAAGCAAGUAUGGAGGUUAA